UUGACUGUUCUGAGUGCAAUGAUUUAUGCAAGUAUAGUGUUGUUAUAUACCCUUUAACCCAACUGUGCUAGUGAUAUCUUUGUAAGAUUGUCGCCUGCAGAGAGCGCGGGUAAGAUAAACUGAAUAUCCAACGAAUAUCGAACCUAAAACUAACUUUACCCCGCUGUGAUAGUAUUGAGUAUUUCCCGGGCUAGAUGCGAUCUAUAAUGGGCUCCCUCGCAUUGUAUCUCUCUUGUAUCCGCGACUUGUUUUCGGCUGGUUAAACUGAAGCUAUCUUUUUAGUUACCAGCAGUUUUUAACCUUGGGGACUAGCAGAAGAAUUUCUCGCCGAGCAUCCUGACGGGUCCCAAUGAAAAUGCUCGGGAGAAACAGGUACAAUCUGGUGGACGAUGUGGCGGAUUCCCGAGUCCCGCUUCACAACGAGGAAGCGUAUCAACACGGAAUACACUUUCAAGCAAAGUAUGUUGGCAGCCUGGACGUCCCAAGACCUAACAGUCGCAUGGAGAUUGUCGCUGCUAUGAGAAGAAUCAGGUACGAGUUCAAGGCAAAGAGUGUCAAGAAGAAGAAAGUGAGCAUCGUGGUCUCAGUGGAUGGAGUCAGAGUGAUGAUGCGCAAGAAACCCAAGGCAUGUGUGAUGCAGAGAAAAGAGUGGACAUGGGAUGAGAGUAAGAUGGUGGUUAUGCACGACCCCAUAUACAGGAUCUUCUAUGUAUCUCAUGAUUCUCAGGAUCUGAAGAUUUUCAGCUACAUUGCACGUGACGGAUCGAGCAACUCGUUCAGAUGCAAUGUGUUCAAGUCCAAAAAGAAGAGUCAGGCCAUGCGGAUAGUGCGAACUGUGGGUCAGGCAUUUGAGGUGUGCCAUAAGCUGAGUCUGCAGCAUGCUGAGCAGAAUGCAGAUGAGCAGCCAGACGGCUCUGCAGACGGACAGAGUGAUCAAUCUGGAGAAGAGCCCAGCACUGAAGGUCGGCAGCUGACAGGAAUGGAACAUGGAACGGAUGAUGUAAUAGGAAUGGAGUCACAUGCGAAGCUCAGUGAGCAGGCUAUGGAUGACAUCCUUCAAAGCCUGUCAGAGCUCAACAUAGUGAAACCUGGACAAACCCUCCAGUCUUUGCAAGACUCGGAGGGUGUUUCUCUCUACACGUUGUCUCCCAGCAGUCCUUGCUCUCCUAUUCUCACACCUUUGGCCACCCAACAUCACCUGCAGUUACUCCAGCAACAGUUGCUACAGCAGCAACAACAAACACAGAUUGCUGUAGCACAGGUGCAGCUCCUGAAGGAUCAGCUGGCAGCAGAGACGGCGGCCCGCAUGGAGGCGCAGGCCAGAACUCACCAGCUGCUGCUACAGAACCGAGAUUUACUGCAGCACACAGCCCUGCUGGUCAAACACCUCAGCCAGCUGGAGAUCAGAGUCAGUGGAGCCACACAGAGAGGAGGAUCAACAUGGAGUAGCAUCCCCACUCGCUCUCUCUCUCUAAAUCUGAAGAAUCUUUACACUCCUCGCUCAGACCAGCCCAUCACCUCCACUCCAGCAGGGCAGUCAGAAAACCCUCCCGUCUCCUCCCACGCUGAGUCCUACCUCAAUCUCCUUAACCUACGUGGUGUACUACCCACCAUUACAGCCAAUGGGAAGACAGAGAACGCAAGAAGUGAAGAGGGAUUGGAUGCAGCGAGAAGGGAAGUUGCUAAGCUAGAGACUCGGAAUUCGACGGCACUUGAUGAGAGGUUUAAACAAAUCAUCCCUAAGUUGGACCCUCCUCCCCAGCCCCUUAACCGCAAGCGCUCAAACAGGACUCUCUGUCCGGGUGUGGAGGCAGAGAUAAAACCUGCAGCCAUGCCCAUAAAUGAGUCUGAACUCCCAAACAUGAACAGUAGCUCCUCCUUUCCUAACAUCACCCUUUGCUCUGUUUCACCUGGGGAUUUCUACUCUUUCACCAAUAGCUACAGUGUGUCUUGUUCAGCCAGCGAGGAUUCUGGUGUACGCUCGGAUGACAAAUCCCUAGUAUCGCCCCAAUCCACAGAUGACCCAACUAAUGACCAGAGCUCUGCUUUCAUCUCUACAUCCAGCACCUGCAGCAGCUUGCCUGAGGAUCAUCCACCAGUGGAUGGUGGGACUCCACCACAUUCUACAACACCCACUGGCUAUGAGCAAACAAUCCCAUUGUCUUCGCCUUUGAAUGAAACCUGCCUUCAUAUUAGCUUGAGUGAAGAUGAACUUCUGGAGGACAGCACCUAUAAUGUCACUACCCCAUGUAGGAGUUAGAGUUGGACCAGUCAACCAAUGGUUUCACUGGAACAUCGUGAGAUUUCACAAUAGUGAUGGAACUCCAAGCCACAGAUUUGUUGUAGAAACAAAUAAAGGAGAAAAGGGAAUAAUUGACUACUGAAGCUUCUUCAUGGCCUGAUGAAAUACUAACCACUCCCUCUUAUUGUAUUUUGCAUAUUGAAUUAUGCAAAUCUUUGGCUUCUUGAUCAAUGACUCUGUACUGACUUUUUGUAGCAUAAUAAAAUGGCAUGUUCCUUUAUUUGCAAUGCCUUAAAAGAUUUUUAUCUAUAAAAACAUUGCUGAAAGAACAUUUAGUAUGAUUCAGAAUAGAAGACUAUUGACAGAUGGAUAGAGUGUAUUUUUAUAGACUGAAAAUGAAUAGUUAUUUUAGCCUUUAGACAAGCAAUGAAUGGAGUACUUGGACACAUACUAAGAUGCAUAGGAACUGCUUUUGUUAGUGCCACCAAUAACUGUGUUCAUCUUUAAAGGUGAUGUGUGUAUCAUUUUCUAUGUUAAAAUACACAGCUUAAUGUGGAUGGACAAUUAUACGUAAGCCAUUCAUAGGUUGUUCAAAAGACCCUAUCAGAACUUUACUUUGUUUGAGCAUCCCAAUCAGGCUGACAGUAUGAAAUUAAAUCAACCAAUGGCAUGAAUAUGGGGCAGGACUAUUUGUUUCAUCUUAACAAUAUCAGAAUUGGAGAGUCUCAGUCUGGAAAGCUGAUUGAAAAUAGUAAUUAUUUUGCAAUUCCUUUAAAGGUGAGGUGAGAAAUUACACACCUCACAUUUAAAGGUAUAGUUCACCCAAAAAUGAAAAUUCUCUCAUCAUUUACUCACCCUCAUGCCAUCCCAGAUGUGUAUGACUUUCUUUCUUCUCCAGAGCACAAAAUUAUGAUUUUAAGAAGAAUAUUUCAGCUCAGUUGGUCCAUUCAAUGAAGGUCUUAAUAACAAAUAUAGCAAUCAUAAAAUUAAUGCAUACGGCUCCAGUGUUUUAAUCCAUAUCUUAAGAAGUGAUAUGAUAGGUGUGGGUGAGAAACAGAUCUAUAUUUACUAAGUCCUUUUUUGCUAGAAAUUCUUCUCCCUGCCCUGUAGGGGGCGAUAUGCACAAAGAAUGUGAAUCACCAAAAACACAAGAAGAAGAAAGUGAAAGUUAAAGUGGAGAUUGACUGAGCAGGGAGGAAAAUUUAUAGUAAAAAAAAAAAAAAGACUUAAAUAUUUAUCUGUUCCUCACCCACACCUGUGAUGAUAAAUGAUUAGACAGUUUUCUUUUUUGGGUGAACAGUUCCUUUAAGUUGUUGGGCACACAGUGUGUGAUUUUUAUAUCAGUUCAGCGCCAGUGUUUCUACUGAUAUUUGCUGCAAUGCAAUUGUAUUAUAUUUAUAUGUUCUUUGGAUGUUAAAGAGCAGUUAUAUAUAUAUCAAAGAAAACCCAGAGCAAUAGAAAAUGUGAGGAACAGGUAUGUUAGCAUAAGAGGUAGGACUAUAAAAGCGGCGAAAGGAUAGUUGAGGAACAUAUAGAAUGUUGACGUAAAAAUAUGUGUGAAUGUGUGCAAAUUGAGGUGAAAUAAGGAUAUUCUUUCAAGAAUUCACAACUGUACACUUGCAGGCAUUUUGUUUUAUUCUGUGAAAUGUGAGAUUGAAUAACUAAACAAGGCAGAGUGGAUAUAUGACUGGAGACAGAAAAAUGGUAAAUGAUUACGUCUAGACAUCUUGAAAGGUGGAACCUUCCUCUCUGAUUUCAUGGCUGUACCAAUCAAGGUAAAAUUAGGCAAGGUAAAUAUCACUUUUUCCAGGUGGAAAGGCUGCAAAGAAAACAGAUGGAGAGAGUAGAGGUGUUGCAUUAGCAGAUAUCACUGCCUUUCUCAGUAAACCACUGGCAUAUUGUGAUCACCAUAGUGAUCCCUUUUUCAAAUAAACCACCAGAUCAUCUGCUUAGGAACUUUUUGAAGUGUGAGUGUGAACAUGUGCUUUUUGCUGAUAUAGGUUAGCAGGACACUUCUAAAAGAGAAGGUAAGGUAGUAGAGGAAGGAGAUGGAAGAGAGAAAAGAAAUUGUGUUUUGAAUUGUUUUGCAACUACAGCAGCAACUAUAGCAAUAAAAGAAAUGAACAAAUAAAACAUGGCUAGUUAUUCUUGGUGCUCAAAAAGUUUGAUACAUUUCAUUAAUUAUUUCCUAUUCAAAAUUCCACAAAACAAAAUAACCAUACAUGUUGAUAGUUUUUAAAUUGCCAAAUUACAUUACUGAGUGACAGCAACUGGGGUACCCUCCAUAGAAGAGGUGAGGAUACAGCAUACUUCCCUAAAUUCUUAAAUUCCUAAAUUCUUGUUUGUCAAAAGGUUUGACCUUGUUUGUCCCCCUUUUCUGUGGUUGCCCCCAAACUCUGGAACAGUCUCCCCUUUCACGUGAGGUCAGCUCCUUCUCUAGUUGUUUUUAAAUCUUCACUAAAAUAGUAUUUUUACUGUUCAGCUUUUGACAUUGCUCAAUUAAUUGUAUUACUUGUUUGUUUAUUUGUUUGUUUUUUUCUAUAUAUAUUUACAGUAUCUUUUUAAAUUUUGGUUUUAUUGGACUGUUUGGAUGAACUGCUGUUGUUUUUAAAUGUGCUUUAUAAUUAAAUUUUGAC
Myxocyprinus asiaticus (Chinese sucker) is the source of this 4878-nucleotide messenger RNA. RefSeq names its product carboxyl-terminal PDZ ligand of neuronal nitric oxide synthase protein-like. NCBI's taxonomy places the organism in Eukaryota, Metazoa, Chordata, Actinopteri, Cypriniformes, Catostomidae. Gene Ontology annotation, molecular function: nitric-oxide synthase binding. Bases 350 to 2260 code for a protein of 636 amino acids. The transcript has 11 exons. The record is from RefSeq and is a predicted model, not a curated record.